This is a messenger RNA of Ceraceosorus bombacis, 1840 nucleotides long. NCBI's taxonomy places the organism in Eukaryota, Fungi, Basidiomycota, Exobasidiomycetes, Ceraceosorales, Ceraceosoraceae. The record is from the annotation of a GenBank genome assembly.
AUGAACGACCUGUUCAUGACAAGGGACGCUUCCCAAGCUGUCUUGAGUUCGGACCACAUCGAUUCGCAAUACUGCUCCUCACUCAAGGCCGUCGAAAUGGCAGCAUCCGCCGCGAACCUCAGCGCAUACAAUCUGUCCAUGCCUGGCGGCAUCUACACUGACGGUCCGUACGAGCUGCCUUGGAAUACAUACAACUACUGCUCUGCGCCCAGAGUGUCUAGGGAGCAUUAUGCACUACCUGAGGCAUCUGCGCAAGCUGAAUUGAAGCACCUCAUCUAUAUCCAGCGACACGAGAAGCGCACGCCUGACAAUCUCGUGCCUGGCAAGGAGAAUGAGUUUAACCCGCCAGCGGGUUGGGACUGCGUGAGUGCUGGAUGGACCUUUGGCUAUGAGAUGCUCAUGUCCAGCAUCUGUCAUUGACACGAGGAAAGCCGCAUGUAUGCUCGUUCAGACCGAUAUAGAGUACACAAACUACGCGACGGGCACGCGGGCCGCUAGCUUGGCGCAAGCAGCGCAGAUAGACCCUCGCACUAGCACUCCCCCAUGGCAUCCAUUCCUCCAGCGUAUCUGGAAUGGGACGUGCGACAGCGGUACACUCACAGCAGGUGGACUUGUGAACGCCUUCGAGCACGGUCAAGAUUGGAUUGGCGUGUAUGGACCUGGAGGUCCCGCUGAGCUUGUUGAUGCCGUCAGCGAGGAGACGGUGCGUGUGCGUACGAGUCCCGAGCCCCGCACGUUCCAAGUCAGCGGCGCGUUCCUUAAAGGUGCAGGGUACCUAGAGAAUAAACAUUUUCCGGUAGAGAUCCAGCCUAGCAACAUUGAUAGUAUUGUGCCUAGCUACUCUUGCGCGUAUGCAAAUGAUCUUCGGGCCAAGAUCGAGGAGGAAGAGUCUUGGCAGAAUCAUCUCGGCAAGAUCUCCGGCACAUUUGACGCGGUCAACGAGGUGCUCGGGACUGCAAAGGAAACCGGCUGGAACUCCUGGAUCGACCACGCGUAGGUGCACAGCGCUACAAUGAUGCAACCCAAUGCAUUCGUGGGUGUUGACUUGCUUUGCUGCCUCCUCCGUAGCUUUGACUUCUUGGCUUCUAGGCAAUGCCACGGUCACCCUCUCCCCACCAACCCACACACCGGCGCGAGCAUAGAUCAAAAGACUGCGGACAAUGUAUAUGCUGCGGGCGACUUCGAGUACAAGUAGGUGUCGCGAAAGGCAGCAGCUUCCCCAUCCACGACAAGCUAGACUUGCUUAUCUGUUCCGAUCUCCCGCGCGCGCAGCUACAUCUGGAAUGCAUCUCCCCUCUCCGAUGAUUACGUUCGGUAUAGCUUCGGCGCCUUCAUUCUUGAGCUCGUGCGCAACUUGUCCUUGAUUCGAGAUGGCAAGAACGCGCACAAGGCGAAUCUCUACAUCGGUCAUGACGGCACCAUGGUGCGUCUGCUCAAGAGUCUUGCCCAAAGCGGCACUAUUCGCUGGCCUGCGCUCGGAAGCGAAGUCAUCUUUGAGAUUUGGGAAAAGCAGACCACCAUCGAGUCGGAUGCUGCUCCGAAGCAAUACGUCAGAAUUUUGGUGAGCAGAUUGAGCGGGUUGGCGAAAGGCGUUUGAAUCGCAACAACGAGCUGCGGCGGCAGGCGGCGGCGUCCCGUUCAUUCAGACGCACUAAUGUCCGUACCUUCCUAAUUGGUUACCCGCUUGCAGGCCUACGGUCAAGUGCUCACAUCCGAGGCAAAGCUGCUCACGGGCCGUGAAGGUCCGGCUUUGGCGGAGUGGACGCCGAUCGACGAUGUCAUUACCUACCUCCAGGACAGAAUACCUUCAGAUUUGGUGGCGCGCUGCAAUGGUAGCUGA